[Torrubiella] hemipterigena is the source of this 4120-nucleotide messenger RNA. Lineage: Eukaryota; Fungi; Ascomycota; Sordariomycetes; Hypocreales; Clavicipitaceae. The record is from the annotation of a GenBank genome assembly.
CUUUUUUCAAUUUCAUCCGUCGCAACUUCGACAUCGCGGGCGCAUCGAUAUUCGGAGACGUAAAUUGUUCAGUUACUGACUAUAGUAUCGGAACGACUCUUAUAUUUCCGCUGAAACCGCCGCAUUUGCUACAGAGACGUCUGUUGCCACCAAGCUUUGGGCGAGGCAAAGCGUGUGCGACGAAAGGCAGAGUCCAGAAGUAAUACUCACCCUGCUCUGGUAGAGCUUUUCUGAGCCUACGAGACUAUCGGAUCAUAGCAAGCAAGCAUGGUCCGACCAAGAGACUCGCGCUCACCAAGUCCUGCAGGCAACCAAGGAACUCGUCGCCAACGCAGAGAUGACGAUCGUCGCGACAGGGACCGCCGCGACGAUGGACGAGACUACAGAAGGCGGUCGAGAUCGCGCACACCAGAGUAUCGACGCCGGGACCGCGACAGAGGUGGCCGAGAUCGAGACCGCGAUGACUACCGCCGCCGAGACCGAUCGAUUGGCCGAGACCGAAGAGACGACGACUACUACAGAGGCGGUAGGGAUAGACGCCGCUCUAGAGACCGCUACGGAGACCGCACGAGAUCACCAGAGAGACGCCGGGAGCGCAGCCAAGACGGCGGUGAUCGACGCAAUAGAGAUGACCGUCGAGGUGAUGACAACCGUUCAAACCGUACCGAUAGUCGCAACACACCUCUUACAGACAGUGGCCGGGCCGACUCUUCAAAAUCCACACCAAAUGCAGCUCAAGUAGAUGCCGAUAAGCAGGCGCAAAAGCUAGCCAGGCUGGAAGCAUGGAAAAAGAAGAAAGAACAGGACGCGCACAAUCAAAAGGACGUGAAUCCUAGCCAAACGAGAAGUCUCCUCGCUGAGAUGGACAGAAAGCCUAGUGGUGCGUCAUCAGCCGUCGCUUCUCCGAUGGAUUCUGGAAUUGCUUCCCCCGUCCAGCCGUACGCCGGGAAGUUUGACCCCAAGUCUAUUGCAAAGAAGUCUGCCGGUACCCGCGCGGAUUCUCCAAAAGGUGCCCUUGGUGGUUUGAAUAUCGCCCCAGAGACACUUGCAGCGGCGCCUGCCAAACCAUCAACAGUCUCGAAAUUACCAACUGGUGGAGUAAAGACUAGCGCUUUUGGCUUUGGAAAAGUAAGCACAGAUAAUGACAAGCUGUCUUCGAAGCGAAAGUUGGAUCUGGAUGAAGAGGACGACACCAAACGCAAGUUGACUAAGUUGCCAACGCUACUUGAUACGGACGAUACGCCCUAUGCCGACCAGGAUGACGACGAAGACUCUGAUGGUGACAACUUUGCAGAAAACGAGGAGGAGGCUGCUGCUGCUGCUCGUGCCGCACACGAAAAGCGCCUCCAAACCGAAGCUGAGGCUGCUGCUGCGGCCGAUGAGACAAACGGCGAUUCAGCAGCGGCCACCAACGACGUUGAAAUGAAUGGUGCGGAAGCAGAACCUGCCGCAGCAGACAACAUGGAAGUGGAUGAGGAGGACGAAAUCGAUCCCUUAGACGCUUUCAUGGCUGAUCUGGGUGACUCGCAGGCGAAGAAACCGGCUGCUAAGACCACUAAAUCCAAGGCCUUACCUGAACCGGAAGCCUAUUUCAGCGAGGAUGCCUACUCAGAAGGAGAAGAAGAAGACCCAGAUGCCAAGCGAUUACUUGCGAUCGCAAACAAGCGCAAGAAGAAGGAAAUCCCCACCACAGACUACUCCAAGAUCACGUUGGAACCUAUCCGGAAGAACUUUUGGGUGGAACCCGCCGAGCUUAGCAUGUUAUCGGAGCAAGAACUUGCUGAUUUGCGGUUGGAGCUCGACGGUAUCAAGAUCAAUGGCAAAGACGUUCCGAAACCUGUGCAAAAAUGGGCGCAGUGCGGUCUUACUCGCCAAACUUUAGAUGUAAUCGAGGGUCUAGGCUACGAAAAGCCUACAUCCAUUCAGAUGCAAGCGCUUCCGGCUAUCAUGUCAGGACGUGAUGUUGUUGGUGUUGCCAAGACUGGUUCCGGCAAGACAGUGGCAUUCUUGCUUCCCAUGUUCAGACACAUCAAAGACCAGAAGCCGCUCAAAGACGGCGAGGGUCCCGUUGGCCUGAUCAUGACACCGACCCGAGAACUGGCCACUCAAAUUCAUCGAGACUGUAAACCGUUUCUCAAGUCGAUGGGUCUUCGCUCCGUUUGCGCCUACGGAGGAGCUCCAAUCCGAGAUCAGAUUGCUGAACUGAAGCGCGGCGCCGAGAUUGUCGUUUGCACCCCAGGUCGUAUGAUUGACUUGCUGGCAGCUAACCAAGGCCGAGUUACCAACCUUCGCCGAGUCAGCUAUGUCGUCCUUGAUGAGGCCGAUCGCAUGUUCGACAUGGGUUUCGAGCCGCAAGUCAUGAAGAUCUUUGCCAACAUGCGCCCAGACAAGCAGACGAUUCUCUUCUCAGCUACCAUGCCUCGAAUCAUUGAUUCGCUGACAAAGAAGGUGCUGAAGAACCCUGUGGAAAUCACAGUCGGUGGUAGAAGCGUUGUUGCGAAAGAAAUUGAGCAAGUCGUGGAGGUUCGCGAAGAAAACACCAAGUUUCUGCGCGUCCUCGAGCUGCUGGGUGAUCUCUAUGACAAGGAUGAAGAUGCUCGCUCGCUCAUCUUUGUGGAACGACAAGAAAAAGCCGACGAUUUGCUUAAGGAGCUUAUGACCAAGGGCUACCCCUGUAUGUCUAUCCACGGUGGUAAGGACCAAAUCGAUCGCGACUCUACCAUUUCCGACUUCAAGAAGGGCGUGGUUCCAAUCCUGAUUGCCACGUCAGUUGCUGCUCGUGGUCUCGACGUCAAACAGCUCAAACUUGUCAUCAACUACGACGCCCCGAACCAUUUGGAAGACUACGUCCACCGUGCCGGCCGUACUGGUCGUGCAGGCAACACGGGUACUGCCGUGACCUUUAUCACUCCUGAACAAGAGAACUGCGCUGUAGGUAUUGCCAAAGCUCUCGAGCAGAGCGAACAGCCAGUACCAGAACGUCUCGAGGAGAUGCGCAAGGCGUACCGCGAAAAGGUUAAAUCGGGCAAAGCCAAAGAAAACAGCGGUUUCGGCGGCAAGGGUCUUGACAAGUUGGACCAGGAGCGCGAAGCUGCUCGACUGCGCGAGCGCAAGACACACAAGGUCGAAGGCGAAGAGGAAGAAGAAAAGGAAGAGACGAAGAAGAGUGGCAGCGGCGGCGGCGAGGACGACGCCAACAAUGUCGAAAAGGCCCUUGACGCUAUCAAGGCCGCUACAUCGUCGAUCCAGUCCCGUGAUGCCAACAAGGCGGAAGGCGCCGACUCCAGAGCCGAGCUUGUGGCUGGUGCAUCCGGCGACAAGUCGGGCAACCCUCUCGACAAGGUCUCUUCGGCCGUCAGCGCCAUCAACAGCCGUCUCGGCAAGGCUGGCCAGCUACGCGCUGGUCAAUCGAUUGACAACAAGGGUCCUGAUGCUGGCUCAUUCCACGCGACGCUGGAGAUUAACGACUUUCCUCAAAAGGCUCGCUGGGCCGUCACCAACCGCACCAACGUGGCCAAGAUUCUCGACUCGACCGCUACAUCCAUUACGACGAAGGGUAACUUCUACCCAGCUGGUAAAGAGGUUCCUGAGGGCGCCGAGCCGAAGCUGUACAUUCUUAUUGAGGGUGAUACGGAGAUUGCGGUUAGUGGUGCACUCAAUGAGCUGACGAGAUUGCUGAAGGAGGGAACGAUUGCGGCGGCAGAGUCGGAUAGCAGAGCCCCGACGAGUGGAAGAUAUACCAUUACUUAAUGCUGCUCUGGUCGUCCUGGGAGAUCAGGAUGGGAGACAGUUGUUUUUAUGUUACAUUUUUGGGGGGAUUUGCAUUGCGUGCUUGGCGUUAUAUCGUGUAUCUUUGUAUCAAAAUUAUACAUAAUGCAUUUUGUUUCAAUCUUCGUUCCUCUGCUUGAUAGUGCUAAAUGAUCUUAAUCCGCUGCGCCUGAAUUUCAUGAAUAUCCAAGCGCUUGGUGGCAUCUGAAACCAUUCCAGCUUUGAUUGUAGAUUCAUCAUCGUCCGAAUGGACAACUUCUUCGUCGUGUCCUUUGGUCUCUUCGGCCUCUCUUUCUUCUUCUUCUUCCUCCUCCUCUUCUUCUUCCUCCUCUUCUUCUUCCUCCUCUUCGUC